UGCGCAAUUUGCAAAAAUAGGUACAUGCAGAAUUGACAUACCUUUCUCUCUCUUGUUUUUGUAGUUUCUACUAGUUUCUGUCAGUGUUGGUUCCAUAUAGAAAACAUCUAGUUCGUUGUACACUUGUGUUACUGUGAUCGAUUCGGUUCAUAAUUUUUGAUUUUCUAUACUCCAUACAAAAUGUUUUUAUACCUAACUAAUUGGAUCUCUAGAAGUUUGACGGUCGCUCUUUUCAUAGCUCUUACUGCAGCCCAAAAUCCACCCGUACCGGCCGGUCCAUCCCAGAAACUAAUAGAUUACUUCUUCUAUAAAUGCCAGAAUCAAACCCACAGCACCGCUGCUUUCGAUAAACUUUACUCAGACGCUGUAGCUUUCAAGGACUUUCUACAAUACGCUUUCAUGUUUAUUCCUGAGAGAAGAAAAACAUUUUGCAAUAGCGAAAGGAGUAAACUAGAACAAAGGAUGACGGAACUUUCGUACGACAUCAAGCCGUGCCUGGCCAGUGAGGAAAAGUAUUUAUCGGAAUUUAUGCGGGAUAGUUUUAAGGAGUUUUUGCAUUUCCUUUGCCAUAAUGAUGGUGAACAUGUAACAGCAUUCUUCCGUUCAAGUGCCAGCCAAUGUCGCAGUGCUUUACAAAAUGACAAUACCAAUCAAGUGGGAACAUGCUUUUCUAAAAUAUUCAAGCCUUCGUCGAAGACUAUCAAGAAAAAAGAAGUUUGUGAUGAUCUAUCUACGGCCGAAAAAUGUUUUGCAGAAAUUUUGGAACGUCAGUGUCCUGCAUAUGGACCGUACAAGGUCCUCAACAAACAAUUUUUCCAGUACGUGAGCAAGCCCUGUUCCGGCUGCGUUUUCUCUUUGAAUGUACUCUUGCUUGUGGCAUCAGUUUUAUUUUCAUAUAUCUUUACUCGUUAAUAAAUGUAUUUUUGAGAAAAUUUUAAAGUUGAAACAAUCGAAUGAUAUUUUUGAAAUUACAGGUUUUACCCUUAUUACAAUAGUUGUGGUAGGUCAAAGUAAUAAUAAUUGAAAAACUAUUAAAUUUGCCUGUACAGUUGAGCUGGGUCAUUCGUGUUUAUUAGGAUGUUGAUGAUAUAUUGGAAAUUAUAUAGAAUACUUGUUCUUCAGCAGUAGCUCUUUCAGAUUUUUUUUAACUGAACCAGGAAUGUUUUGAUAUUCACAAAAUAAUCUAGUCUUCUUGUUAAUGUCGCAAACUAGAUACUUUCCUAUGAACAAAGCCUGGAAGUUUUUUGAAACUUAUAAGAGUUGAGAGAAAGCAGGGGCCUCCCCUUUAAUAUAAUAUUCGAUUCCAAAUAUUUCUAAAUUAGUCCUCACCACAUUAUUUUUCUAAAAUUAGCACACCCCAGAAAGGUGUCCAUUAGACUGAUAUUGAUGAGCUGGAAAUUACAAAAACAUAUUCUUGGCGCAGUACGUCUUUCGUUAAUUAAUGGGCUCUAUAAUAAUUCAAAUUGCCAGGGAAGUUAAAAUAUUAUUUUUGAGUUAACUUUAUACUCUACUUAACAAAGGGAUAUCUCAACAAGAUCUCUGAUGAUCUGUCAACUAGAAAUAUUAAUUUUUUUUAUGGCUGUUUUCUCUCGAAUUAUGUGAAGUCUGGCUGGAAAAUAACAAUAUUUUUUUCCCUGCAACAUCACCUCAUCACUUUCACUAUACUCCCCUCCACUAUAGAAACACAAAGUCUGAGCAAGACAGUGCCUCCUAACCGGCUGGAAUGUCAAACGGCGUUUGACCUUGAGGCUCACACAGUUUGUCUGGUAGAAUAGCAGUGAUAUUUUCCAGCCAUCCCUCGUAGUUUGAUAUUGGUAGAAAGUAAUAAAACCUAAUUAUAUUUGCAAAACGCUUACAAGUUAUUAGAUACUGAUAAAUUUCUAGUCUUUAGUACAUAGAUUUUUGAUUAAUGACUAAAGGUGGUAUAUAAAAGGAGUUUCUUGAACGAAGCUUCAGUAAACAAAUUCUAUUCAUACAAUUCGUUUUGCGAAUGGUACAUCUUCAGGAUGUUAAAAUUAUUUGCUAUAAGAAAAGAACUUAAAAUUGGCACUACUUACAAGUAAAUUGAGUAUACUACAAUAACAGUAAUAAUUAUACAAACUAAUUGAAUUUUUUUCACAAGGAUGAUGCAUAAUUAGAGUUUAUUAUUCUCUCAGUAUCAGACAAAUCAUAGUAAAUUCUUACAUUUGAAAAUAUAUUCAGUUGAAUUGUUUUUCUAAUAUCUUAUAUUAUGUUCCCAAUCAAAAGUGGCAUAUAAAAAAAAUUGUGUUAAUAGAUGCUUUUCUCCUUAAAUGUUUCAUAUUUUGAAUUCCAAAUAAUAUAUUAUUCAGAAAUCGAUAACCAGCCUACAAAAAACCUUUGUUUUUUUUAGUUAAAAUAUUACAGCAUUCCACACUUUUUGUAGUUAUUUUGUUUUCAUCAUUUCAUUAUAAAAUCUUCAUAAGUUGUCUGUAGAGUUGAAGUUAUUUUUCUUGUGAAUAAACUCGGCUAUGUACUGUUCUGUAUCGAAAGUGGAAAUCAGCCUGAUUCUUUGUGCUUUCUGAUUCCACAACCUGCAUGAUACUUUUUGAAAUGAAAUAAUUUAUAUGGAUAUUCAAAAGUAUUCCUAUUUCUAGUUUGAUACCUUCUUCCUAUGCUUUUCUUCAAAUUGAAUUCGAUUUACUUUGGAGGUUAUAAAUACCUAUAUAGGUAAUGUGUAACCCCUACAAACAUCACAAGUUCAAUUAAAUGAGUGUUCGUCAGUUUAUUGCCAAAUUUUAAGUAGAAUACUCAUUAGGGUCAAUAUUGGAAAGCUACAAUUUUUUUUACAACAUGUAAAUCUUCGAUUGAGAAAUGGAGAAUUUCCACAAGUUCAACACACAUCUUUUAUUUUCAUUGUAUGAUGCGAGUUUGUUAUAAAACAUAUUUAGUUUAGGAAUUUUUGUCCAUGUUGACGACAUACUAAUUAGAAAGUAAAUUUGGUAGCAUUGUCAGCAGAUGUAAUAAAUUCACAUGGGCAUUAUGAAGAUGCAUAGAAACCUGAGAAUUUUUACAAAUUUCCUUUCGUUUUGUCAAAACCUCGACGCGAGAAAUGAGAUAGAUGGAACAAGAAUCAUUUCCAAAUGUAAACUUUGGAGUGGCUUAGCGCCUCUGUGAAAGAAAUGCCGAAGUACGUUGGUAUUUCUAUGCAUCUUGAGCAUUAUCAAUCCAGAUUGUCAUUCAUGCUAAAAAUAAUUUGCAACUUGCAAUUUGAUUUGAUCAAUCCAGAUUGUCAUUCAUGGAAAAAAUUAUUUGCAACUUGACAUAUUUUGAUUGAGCAGAGAGAAUAAGUGACUUUUUGGGGGUAUGACAGAUUUUGAAUGAGAUUGGGGUGAACAAAAUGUACCUAAUAUCCGUGUUUCAAGUUUCUCCACUUGGAAACUUUCCGGUUGAUUACUUCAACCAACUGAAGCACGCUGUUAUGAAUGAAACAACAAAUUUCAACAGACCAAUCGGUGGAUUCAGAAACAAGUUUCCAUUCAGUGUGUUAAUUUUUUUUAAUACUAGUAUUAUUGAAAAUUGAUAUGACUGUUCUAAUUAGUAUGUUAUCAACUUAUGAGAAGUAUAGAGUGCAGAAAAUUUAUAAAAAUGUUUACUAUUUGAAUGAUAUUCAUUCUUAUAGAUGGGUAUACCUGUUUAAAAACGAAAUUUAAAAUACAUUUUCAUAUAUUGAACUUUAAAUAGUGUUGGUGAUAAAAUUUUGAAUAUUUUGUAUAUCAGGAAUACUAAAAUGUAUAUAUUUUUGUUAUUUUUAAAUAAUAGAUUUACAAACCAUGUAUAUUUUGUCCAAUAAAAUGUAGGUACGUUCAGAA
Messenger RNA from Leptinotarsa decemlineata (Colorado potato beetle), 3830 nucleotides. RefSeq lists its product as uncharacterized. The record is from RefSeq and is a predicted model, not a curated record. Lineage: Eukaryota; Metazoa; Arthropoda; Insecta; Coleoptera; Chrysomelidae.